AAUAAAACCAAGACAAGUGAAAAAAUCAACACAGCACUACCAAGAGACCAUUCUCUUCUUUCCUCCCAGACAGUUCAGUUCCUCACGCUUCGCUUACUUUCUCUCUCUUUUUUUCUUUUCAAUCACUGAAAUCGUGUUUCUCGUCUCGCCAUACGCGUUUUCUUGAAACCCUACCUUACCCAUUUCUCCCUCACACUUUCUCUUCAACUCUGAAGCUUCAAGGUUCAGUGGACUCUGUGUUUCGUUCACAAACUCCUUCAAGAGUAUUUCAUGUGGUCAUUUUAUGGAGCUUUUUUCAUAGACACGAACUGGGGUUUCAUGAUUUUUGGUUGAAUAUUAAUUUAGAGAGAUUAGUUUGGGAUCCACCUGCAAAGUUUCAGUAUUUGUGCUGAAUGAUGUCUCAGCAGCAAAACCAAAACCUACCUGCGGUUCCACAAUCUCUGCUACAACAAACGGGUUUUGAAGAUGCUGUUAAACCCUUCUCAUUAAGACAGUAUGUUCUUGCUUCUCGUCACAGAAAUUUCUUUCAAAACUGGCCAUUUCAUGAGAAGCACUUGUGGUUGUGUCUUAAACAUGGCCUCAAGGAGAAGGAGGUGUUGCCACCAUUCGGAAGCCAAACUUCACUUACUGAACCACUCAAAGAUAGUGCUAACUUGAUGCAUUAUUCAUCAAGUGAUAAUAAUAAUAAUAGUAAAAAAGAAGCUGAUUCCUGCAAAGCUGAAUAUGAUUACCAUCCACAAGCUAUGAAAAAUGACUGUGACUACAAAGUGAAAGAGGGAAAUGAACAACACUGCAGCAAUAUUUCUGCCAAUUUAUCUCAGCCAAGUUCAACUCAUGCUCACAAGAUAAGUUCACUAAUGCAGAAGGCAGUGAAAGACAAAUGCAGAAGGCGUAAAGGGAGAUGCAAGAAACGAUCCAUGGUGGAUAUUUUAGCAGUGGCACGACACAGUACUUUAGAGGAGAUUCAUAUGAUGAAUAAGUUUUAUUAUGCAGAAACUAAGAUCGAAGAAUAUCAGCAAACGGUUCCGUAUGGGAGUGAAGAUGCAUAUGAUGGUGAUAUGGCACCAAAGGGGCCAUUGCUUCUUAAGUUCAAGCUCAAUGGAUGUAAUGUAAAUGGAUAUUGCAGAACAUAAAUAAAUUCUGUUCAAUUUUA
Vigna unguiculata (cowpea) is the source of this 1153-nucleotide messenger RNA. RefSeq lists its product as uncharacterized. Lineage: Eukaryota; Viridiplantae; Streptophyta; Magnoliopsida; Fabales; Fabaceae. The record is from RefSeq and is a predicted model, not a curated record.